Molecule: messenger RNA, 1278 nt
Organism: Spodoptera exigua (beet armyworm)
Lineage: Eukaryota; Metazoa; Arthropoda; Insecta; Lepidoptera; Noctuidae
Source: the annotation of a GenBank genome assembly
AAAUAACAGUUUUAUUUCAAAGUUCAAGGCUCACUGCGGUUUGUUACGUAAAAAUAUUGUUGUAGUGAUAACCCAAGUGUCCAUACGUACGGUUUAUCAUCGAGUUAAUGUUUACGAACAAAAUAUUCCAAUCAUUACAUGGAAGACGUUGAAGCUAGAUCACAAUGGGGCGACUUACACCGGAACAAAAACAAUUUUACAAAGACAACGGAUACAUAGUCCUGAAAUCAGUGCUUCCUGAAAAUGAACUGAAUGCUAUCAGCGAGGAGUAUGACAAGUUAUUCGCGAGGAAGAAUCAGGACAAGAUGGAGAGCUCCUGGGUAGGCAGUGAUGCGAACGACAGGAAGAGUGAUGCAACACAAACGGUGAAAGGGAUCCACAACCUGCAGUACCACCAUGCAGUGUUCAACACAUUCCUCUUCAACAAGGUCCUGUUGGAUGCGCUGGAAGAUAUCAUGGAGACCAGCAACAUCGUGUUGCAUCACACCAAGGCACACUUGAAGCCUCCUGAAAAGGGCGCUGCGUAUCCUAUGCAUCAGGACUAUCACUACUUCCCAUACAAGCACGACUCCAUGAUAGCUGCCUUCCUGCACCUAGACGCAGCGGGGCCCGACAACGGGGGCCUGUUCGUGUACCCUGGCUCUCACAAGCUGGGCCCUCAGGAAGACAUCGGCGCCAAAGAGUCUAACUUCCACUAUGUAGAUCAAACAAAGUUCCCGUUUGAAAGAGCGGCACCAGUGGUAUGCGAGCGUGGUGACGUGGUGGUGUUCUCGUACCUGCUGGUGCACGGCAGCCCGUGUAACACAAGCUCGCGGCCGCGACGCAUGCUGCUGCUGCAGGCGGCCGCCGCGGAGGACGAGCCGCUCGGCCGCCAACCAACGCGCCCUGGCCAGGGUUGGCUGCUCCGAGGAACUAACCUCAACAGAGACGCCAGCAUAUCAAACAGAUUUGAAACUAACUAAGGACAGUAACUAAUAUACGGAUAAUACUUUUGAAAAUAUAAAACAAAUUGAUGUCUUUAUACAAUAACAGCCAAUUCCGUAACUCAAAGUCCUCGUACAAUUCAGCAACUCAUAAGAACUCGGCGCUGCCCAGGAACCUGCGCACCACCAGAGUAGGUGAUUGGGGACGUAAGGCGGUUUGGGCUGCAGCACUCCGAUCAAACUGGCCUAUGCGUCCCGCAAUCAUCCGCCUUGGGUCGAUUGUCCUCAAUACUGAGGGUCAUGACCUCGACGAAUCACUUUCACGUGGACACGUAGUUCGUGUUCAUGGCCUGUC